This is a messenger RNA of Procambarus clarkii (red swamp crayfish), 5357 nucleotides long. The record is from RefSeq and is a predicted model, not a curated record. Lineage: Eukaryota; Metazoa; Arthropoda; Malacostraca; Decapoda; Cambaridae.
AAGACCCCCCUGGGUGGAGGGGGGGGAGGAGCGGGUGUCAACAAAACAGACGACGCCAGCCGUGGGACGCUACGGGACUGACAGGCUGGCACCAUGGCGUGGAGGUUUAAAGUGAGUAAGUAUAAGAAUGCUGCACCUCUCUUGCCGAAGAAGGAAGACUGGGUGAGUGACAUUAAAGUCGGUGCGCCCCAGUCCUGUGGCAACCACAUCAAGGCCUCCGCUGCAUUCAUCGCCUUCAAUGUUGAAAACAGAGGUGGCGGAAGUCUGGGCCUUGUUCCGCUGGACUACAGAGGUCGAGUUGAUUCCUCGACACCCCUCAUUCACGGCCAUUCAGAUUUGAUAACAGACUUCGACUUUUCUCCCUUUGACGAUGGGAUGCUAGCGACGUGCUCCACUGAUGCCAAUGUAAGAGUGUGGCACAUCCCGGAGGCUGGGUUGACCGAGAGUCUGGCCAAUGCAGAUUACUCGCUCCCACAAUUUGACAAACGUGUUGAAAACGUGCUCUUUCACCCUACUGCAGAAUUUUUACUAACUGUGGCAUACUUCGACACUGUCAAACUCUGGGACAUCAAGCACGAGAAAGAAAUUUUCAGCUUCAGUGGCCACGAGGAUCAGGUGCAGAAUACAAGCUGGCAUGGUAACGGCUCCCUGUUUGUUACCACGUCCAAGGACCGCACCAUCCGUGUCAUUGACCCUCGGGCAGAUAAGGUUGCCUACGAGGCGGAGAGCCACAAGAGCCCCAAGGACUCAAGAGUGGAGUGGCUGGGCCAGACUGACCGCGUGCUGUCCACCGGCUGGGACGGGUCGCGGAUCCGCGAAGUCAGAAUACGAGAUCUCCGUAACUUUUCCAAACCUUAUAAAAUUCAGGGUUUUGACUCUUCCACUGGCAUUUUGAUGCCGUUGUUUGACUCGGACACCAACAUGCUGUUCUUGGCGGGCAAGGCUGAUGUGAGCAUCAUGUAUUGGGAGGUGACAGAGAAAGACCCUUUCCUCACAGAGGGUCUCAAACACAAUGGUUCGGUGCAGACCAAGGGGGCGUGUCUGGUCCCGAAGCGCGGCCUAGACGUUAUGACUGGAGAAGUGAACAGGCUCUUGCAACUCACCUCAAACGCCAUCAUUCCCAUCACGUAUCAGGUGCCCAGAAAGACGUACCGAGAGUUCCAUGCCGACAUUUUCCCAGAGACUCCAGGAUAUGAGCCGUCGACGACCAUCUCCCAGUGGCUCGGAGGUACCAACUCCCCCGUCAAGAGCAUCUCGCUUGAUCCGGCCAAGAGACCAACACCAAAGUUCCAGAUUCACCGAGGUCCCCUGUAUGAACGCGUCGAACACAAACCCGUCGAAGUUGAUGUGCCUGUGCCGGCCCCAAGGUCGUGGAUCUCCAAUGGCACCGAGAACAAGCCUAUGAGCGAAGUGCGUCCAACGCUCUCCAAGCCGAUGGUAGCGGUAAAGCCAAGCUUCAUGCCUGCUAAGCCGAGCCCCAUGCCCAAGCCUGCUGUGCGUUCCAGCUUCCCCCUCCAGGAAAACAAAAACCUCACUAACGAGGACGACCCCUCGGCUGACGCCCCAGUAAAGAACAACCUGGCUCAGCUCCGUAAAAAUUUUGAGACGAACAAAGAGGACACUGAUGGCAGUGUAGGUGGCAAAUGCAUAGACUCUGAGGAGGAGACAAAGCCUCGCGGGAUUAGCAUCUCUCAGCUGCGGAAAACAUAUGAGGCUAAGGAAGAGCCGCAGGAAAUAUCGGAAGAAUUGGAGGAGGACAGCACGUCCAAGUUGGCCUGCAUCAGGAAGGCCUUCGAGUCGCGUUCAAUCUCCAUGGACGAGAAGAUGACGGACAGGAGACGAGAGGAAGUGAGACAGGAGAAGACAAUACAAGAGGAGGAAAAGGAAAAUGUCGGGGAACCGGUAACGCUGCACGAUGGCAGUCGUGUCAUCGCAGCGGAGAGGAGAAGAACGUUUGAGCAACGGAUGGCCACAGUGGACGAGAAGCCUGCUUCUCCGACCCCAAGGAGGGCGACCGUGACUCGAUCUUUUCGACGCGUUUGCAAAUUCCGUCAUUUGAAAGGAACUCCCGGACACAAGAGUACGUGCAUUGAGAAUCUGAGGGACCUUAGUCGGACAACUCCGGGAGAAUGCGACGGGAUGGCAGCGAACUCAGAGUUUGUGGUGCUGCCCCUGAGUGGUCCGGGAGGGAAGCUGUCCGUGCUGAAGCACAGUAAGGCCGGCCGUCAACCCGACGGCGUCGUCCCCUCCCUCCUCAACACUGCCAAUGUUAUGGACUUUGCCUUCGACCCGUUCAAUGAUCACACCUUGGCUGUGGCGUGCGAUGACGGCAAGAUCAACCUGUGGCACAUUCCCGAGGGAGGCUUGAGUCACCCCACCAACGAGCCCAACGAAACAUUUAUGGACAUUGGCUCUGCAGACAAGGUGACUAUACUGAAGUGGCACCCUCUGUCAGCGGGGAUCCUGGCCGCUGCCAGCGGAGACCACUCCAUCAAGAUCUGGGACCUUCACAGCCAGAGUGUUGCCAUCACCCUCGCCAGCCAUCCUGACCAGAUAUUUUCAAUGGCUUGGAGUCCAUGUGGACGCUACCUGGCGACCAUGUGCCGUGAUAGCCACAUACGUAUAUACGACCCUCGGCACUGUGCCGAACCUAUCCAAACAGGCAAUGGACCAGUUGGUGUGCGGGGUGCCAGGGUGUUAUGGGCGCUCGGGGGCAAGUAUCUAGUGACAGUUGGAUUCAGCAAGGUGUCGGAGAGGCAGAUCAGCGUCUACAAAGCAACAGAGUUGUCAAAAGCAGCGAACACUGUAGGUAUUGACAUAAGCCCCGCCAUGCUCAUCCCGUUUUAUGACCCCGACUCGUCGACCCUCUUCGCCACCGGUAAGGGUGACAGCACCAUCUAUGCCUACGAGAUUGGCACCGACUUCCCCCACCUGUUCCCUCUCUCACACCACAAGAGUGGGAGCGUGCAUCAGGGUUUGGUGAUGCUACCCAAAAUCAUGUGUGAUGUACGUCAAGUGGAGUUCUGCAAGGCGCUCAGACUGACGUCAUCCAUCCUAGAACCUCUCUCCUUCACUGUGCCGAGAGUUAAGACGGAGUUGUUCCAGGACGACAUCUUCCCCCCUACUUUCGUCAGUUGGGAACCAGUGAUGACAGCGGCAGAGUGGUUGGGCAACACCAACCGCCCCCCACGCACCUUGUCCCUGCAGCCGACAGACAUGCUCACCUUAUCAGAAAGCCGCGAGCAGCAAUCGCCCGUGUCACAGCCGAACAGCGGUGGACACAUACGACACGAGACACCGCCGUUCCUCAAGGGCAUGGUACCCAGCGAAGUUCGACAAACGCAGCACAAGAAUCUUAAUGUCCCCGAGGAAGUCCUGGAGACUCAGAGCCGGCUGGAGGAGUCAAUGAGUCAGCAGAUGAACGAGGUCUCCAAAACACUGGAACAGGACCGGAUGGAAGGGGUCGACUCAACGGAAUGGGAGGACUAGAGUGGGCCAUUUUACGACACACUUGCCACCGACACGUUGUGAGGAGCGUAGCGUGUGUGGUGGCCUGGCAUUAUGGCCUUGCAUCACAUCCACCGUGAGGCCGAGUCUCAAGUCACCCUCUCACCUGCCCCCGCGCUCCCCCUCCGUGAGGCUUCCUUGGAUCACGUCCACCGUGAGGCCGAGUCUCAAGUCACCCUCUCACCUGCCCCCGCGCCCCCCCCUCCGUGAGGCUUCCUUGGAUCACGUCCCCCGCCAUAACUUUUUAAUAUUAUUGUCUUGUAUUGCAAUAUGCAACAAGCUCAGCAGUAGUGAACUUAAGAGGAAGGUUUUUAAAGUAGAAUUGUUAUAGUUUUUGAAGAAAUUGUCACUGAUUUUAUUUAUUUAUUCAGCUUUUAGGAUUUCUUGCAACAACAAACACUGUGACCCCAUUUAUGGGUGUGAAGUUUGUGUUUUAUGUACUGUAAUAGUAUUUUAAGUUUAUAUCUCAUUCUCUCUUUUUAAGUCUUUUUAAACAAAAUUCAAGUAAUAGGACUACAUGAAUAACUUAGCAAUAAUAGUUGAAGAUGGUCAAAUGAUGCAGUCAUAACUAUAAUGUCAUUGCAUAGUGUUGGCCAGGGGAAACCCUUGCACUAUUCUUGUGGCUGGAGCCGCUGCUGUGUUGAAGCUGGAUGAUAGCGUAUUUGUGGGCCUUAUAGAGCGACCUGAGUAGAGGUCAACAAGAGUACGGCAUGUACGCACCAAUGCUCUUCUCACUCAAAUGUAUUGAAAAAUAUGUUGCAUUACCAUACAGUUUUUAUUCUUCACAUUCAUAAUGUUAAUUAAUUUGCAUAAUUUAAAUGAAAAAUUACAUAACAGCAUCUAGCUUUCCAGUGAUGAAACACAAGGAAGAAUUCACCAAAUUAUUAUUAUUAUUUUUUUAUCUUAGGAAGAAACCUUAGCAAAGUGAUGCUACACAAUAAUGGUUCAAAAUGUUUUUUCAUUAUGUUGGCUGCUGAUGACCGGCUUCCUUUAAGCAGUAUUCAAUAUCUGGAGGCUAUAUUGUGCUGGUUGGAGCUGGAGGCCUACUGAAAUGUGCUCCAGUAGCUUUGAUAAUGUUAGUUUUGCAUUCUUUCACUAUACUGUGUACUGAAACCUGUCUUUUUGAACUGGUGGCCAAAGAAUAUGUUAUAUAUAUUGUAUGUUGUAACCUCUUGCUCCAGAAAAUAAUUCCAAAUGUUUAAUGAAGACAUUACAAAUAUUUGAGACCAUGUACAAGGAUAUAUACAAGUGAAUUGUGAAUUAUUCUCAGUGAAUUUGAAAUUGAGUAAUGUACAUGUAGCGUAUUGAACUAUAUUUACCCCUUAAACACAAGUUUUGUAUUGCUUGGUCAAUUAUCGGUCUUUCACCGCAAGCGUUCAGAUACUGCCUAGGAGUCGUGUUUGUAUUUUCAUGGUGUUGCCAGUACACUUGACUACCAUAUUUUGAUGAAGGCCAACCAUGUUAGAAGCCUGUCAUUUCAAUUUGUUAUUUGUCUUUAUAUGGAAAAGCUAGUUUUAUGCGACUGUGGUACGUAUAGAAGUGUGCGAGCCGGCAUUGUGACGGGGACAAGCUAGGUCUCAAGCCAUCCAGUACAAAGAAUCAUUUUGUUAUGUGUUAAUGACCACCGCAUCAACACGCCUCAUUUCUCAAAACCCCCCGAAGAGCUUCAGUUUUCUUUAUCGAGACUUUUUGGACUCGUGUAUUUGUGCGCUAAUCAUUCGCAUAUACGGACAGGACUUGUGAUGUCAAUUGCAAAAUCUGACCGUCUCGAUAACUGAGGUGUUUGAGAGAAUGGAGAGAACAGAGGCUGUUGUGCUCAGCUUGAGACUUUGCAUAUUUUUAUUUUUUAU